GCCUACAAUGAGUACUCCCUCCAGAAGCACCUAAACUUCCGGCUAAUGGCAGCUAUGGCUGAUCCUGCUGGGAAAUAUCAAAAGCUCGCCGGGGAAUAUGCUAAGUUAAAGGCACAGAUUCCUGUUUUGAAAAAGGCUUAUCUGGAUGAACAAGGUGAAGUGAACAAUCUCAAAGAAGUGUUAAAGGAACGUGACCAAACAGUACGAAAGUAUGAGCAAGAAGUCGACAGUCUUUCGUUUCGGAAUCAACAGCUGUCGAAAAGAGUUAUAUUUUUGCAAGAAGAGCUAGAGUCAGCCGAAACAAGCAGUAAGAAGAAGCACAAGAGCAAAAGCUCAGAACCAUCGACACCGGAGAGAUCUUUGGCAGCUGCAGCUCUCAAUGGUGGAGCAAGUGUUUUCAAUGAAGAGCUGCAGAACAAGAUUGAAGAAAAUGCACUCCUUCACAAGCAGUUGCAAGAGCUUUCAGGCCAGUUUGAUGGUCAUGUCAGACAGUUGGAGACUCAACUGAAAGCUUCAGAGGAGUCUCGUGGCCAGCAUGAGGAAAUCCUCAGUGCAUCAAGACAGAGGUCCAAGGAGCAGGUGGAUAAAUUGCAGGAAGAAAAAGCAAUGCUGGAAGUCAAAAUACAGUCAUUGGAGAAUGAUUUGAAGGAUUAUCGUGGGCGAUGUGACUUAGCGGAGCAGAAACUGGUGUUAGUGGAAAAGACUCUUCAGACUCGUUUAGACAACGCUACAAAGAUUAUUGACGACAAGCUGCCAUUCAUUGAUUCCAAACUCGGUGACCUGAACGGUUUUAAUCUGCCCACCCACGACAGACGGCAUCAACUCCGAGCUAAGGAGCUCAUCACGCAGGGUGCCAAUCUAGUGGGGGAGCUGACACAAGGCCUGUCCAACUUCUUCACCUACAGCGAGCAGAGGUCCAAGAUUUACCCAGCAGAUGGAGUCACAGAGCCUCUCAGCCCUCUCAAUAUCAAAUUCUGCAAAUACCUGCAUGAGAAUAUGCUGCAUCUUCGCCCAGUGGAACAAUCUCUUCGGAGCUUUGUCAGCAACCUGAAAGAUGAUUCCCUCACAGUUCUUGAAACGGCAACAGAGCUCCAACCCUUUGCAAAGCACUUCAAGUGUAUGGUGGCUUACAUGAACAAGCUACUCCCGUACUAUAUUUCAAGUUUGGAUGAGGAGAAUGCUGUGUCGUCUUGCACAGCCACUCUGGCCUCCAAGAACAAAGAUUUACUGCAUUCCUUGAAGAAGUUGAACGCCGUCUUCAACAAACUGGACACAAAUGUGUCUUUACUUGCUGCUCAAAGCGUACAAGGUCAAGGUCAUCCGCAGGCAUCCCACAAGAAAUUUUUUUCACACCUGUGCAAGUCCUUGAACGAUUUACACGAUGCUAUCAAAGAGGUGUCCAAACAUUACAAUUCCAAAGUGUCCCUGGAGCACCAGCUUCCCACUGCAACCAAAGAGCUCAAACGAACCGAUGAGUGUGUUGUGGCAUCGCUCAUUUCUUUGGUCACAAACACUGGAAAAAUGGCAGCCUUCAUGUCGGGUAACCUGGACUUCUUCGCUCAGCCCGCUGGCUACAGGACCAGGGGUUGUAGCGUGGGCUCCGAGUCGGCAGAGGGCCCCAGAUCUCAUCCUGCCGUGAACAACUUCAGGCAUAAAGCAGCCCACUACCUCGCUCGUAUCAACAAGCCUUUCCCCGAGUCAGUGCCUCAUUGUGUCGCUGUGCAGAACAGGAAAACUCUGCUUAGCUCAGCUGAAAGCAAGGAGGGACUUGCCAAACAGAUAUCUGUAUUCCAAGAAAAGCUGACCAAACUUGAACAAGAGAAGGAGCACUAUUUGUUGGAGCUGCAGUUACUCAAGAUCAAGUUUGAAAAUGAACAAGUGAAAACCAAACAGUUGGAGAAGGACUUGGAGUCGGCUCGCUCGACCUCAAGCGGCGUGAGUUCUGCCCCAUCCGUCUCGCUGGAGGAUCACAUCGAGAAGCUUGCCUUGCCCUCGGACGCCAGCACUCGCUCGGACUCGGUGAAUUCUGGAUCAUAUAUAGACACAAGUAUGCUGGGCCAGGUGGAGUCCAGUGGAGAUGUCCGCAGUGAUGUGGACACCCGGGAACAGCUGAUCAUGAGCCACUACAAGGGUAGGGUCAACGAACUGACGCUCUCCCUCCAGCAAGCAGACAGCAAGGCUGUGCACUUCCACGCUGAGGUGAGGGCACUGCAUAAACAACUGAAGAUUGCAGAGAAAUCUAAAGAGGUGGGCCAGGAUGAGCUGAAACUAGCAAACCAAAGUCUAGCACAAGUAAAGGAUGAACUUCAGACAACAACCAGGAGCUAUGAAGGUCAGCUGAGCAUGAUGAGCGAGCAUCUGGCUGGGAUGAACGAGAAGCUGGCGCAGCAGAAGGACGAGAUUGAUGAGCUCAAACAACAGUUGACGCAGAAAUCUUCUUCGUCGUCUAAGAGUGGCAAGAAAUCCAAGAAAUAGCGGCCCCUCUCCCCACAUGUGCAUAACCCGGAAGUCUUUCCUGGCCGGUCAAUGGUUCCACCGUUGGGUCAUGCCCCUACGGUUGUCUGCUCAGAGCUCCCCGGGCACCAUCAAAGAAGCUCACCAAGUUUCCUCAUACUGUCCAGUCUCAGUUCCAGUGCAGCUGCACCUCCUGUCACUUUGGUGCUCAGUGUCUUCAGAAAAUUGAAUGUCUCACCGACAAGUAAAAUGAGGCACAAGUCGCUACGGUUGUUGCAGAGUGUUCCCAAAAAGCAAAGCUUUGGUUCUCAUUGUUAUCUUGUUUUUUCCAGGCAUGUUCGGGGUGUAUUUGUUGUUGUUGUUGUUUGUUUGUUUUUGGGGGUUUUUUUGUAGAAAUACGUUUGUUUGUAAAAAAUUGAUAUUAACGCAGUAAUUCAACAGUGACAUGUGCUUCAUUUUGACUGGUCACAAAAACGUUAAUGUGUGUGAACAUAUGUUUAUUUGCUCUGUUUGAAAUUUCCUCUACUUGUUAAAGGGUGUAUAAGA
Molecule: messenger RNA, 3000 nt
Organism: Aplysia californica (California sea hare)
Lineage: Eukaryota; Metazoa; Mollusca; Gastropoda; Aplysiida; Aplysiidae
Product: protein phosphatase 1 regulatory subunit 21
Exons: 20
Coding region: 46-2475 (809 amino acids)
Cellular component (GO): membrane; early endosome
Source: RefSeq, a predicted model, not a curated record